GUGGUCUGGUGCGGAGCCGGGCGGCCGCAGGCUCGGCCAUGGCGCUGCUGCUGCCGCUGCUGCCGCUGCUGGUCUGGGCGGCGGGACCGCCGGGACCGCUGGGACCGCCGGAGCACUCCGAGCCCCCUCUGCCGGCCGAGCCCCCGGACGCGCUCUUCGCUGCCGGCGCCGAGGCGUACGCGCGGGGGGACUGGCCCGCCGUGGUGCUGCAGAUGGAGCGGGCGCUGCGGGCCCGCGCCGCUAUCCGCGCUCGAUCGGUUCGGUGCCGCCUGCGCUGCGCCAAUGCCACCGCGGUGGUACCGACGGAUGGACUCGAGCCGACUCUCCACGAUCUGCUGUUCUUUCGGGGGCUGCUGCGGCGCGCCGCCUGUCUGCGGGGCUGCGGGCCCACCCAGCCCUCCCGGUACCGCCUGGGCGAGGAGCUGGAGCGAGAGUUCCGCAAGCGGAGCCCCUACAACUACCUCCAGGUCGCCUACUUCAAGAUCAAUAAGGUGGCGAAGGCCGUGGCUGCAGCCCACACCUUCUUUGUGGCCAACCCCGAGCACGUGGAGAUGAAGCAGAACCUGGAGUACUACCAGAUGAUGGCGGGCGUCAGGGAGUCCGACUUCGCUGACCUGGAGGCCAGGCCCCACAUGACAGAGUUCCGCCUGGGUGUCAGGUUCUACAGCGAGGAGCAGCCGGCUGCUGCUGUCCUGCACCUGGAGAAGGCACUGCAGGAAUACUUUGUGGCAGACACCGAGUGCCGUGCUCUCUGUGAGGGGCCCUAUGACUAUGAAGGCUACAACUACCUGGAGUACAACGCAGACCUGUUCCAGGCCAUGACAGAUCACUACAUGCAGGUGCUGAGCUGCAAGCAGGGCUGCGUCACAGAGCUCGCCUCGCAGCCUGGCCGGGAGAAGCCCCUGGAGGAUUUCCUGCCCUCACAUUUCAACUACUUGCAGUUUGCCUACUACAACAAUGGGAAUUAUGAAAAAGCGAUUGAAUGUGCCAAAACAUACUUGCUCUUCUUCCCAAAUGAUGAGGUGAUGAACCAGAAUUUGGCCUAUUACACUGCUGUCCUGGGAGAAGACCUGGCCAGGCCCAUUGAGCCCCGAAAGGAAAUCCAGGCAUACCGCCAGCGAAGCCUCAUGGAGAAGGAGCUGCUCUUCUUCAGCUACGACGUCUUUGGGAUCCCAUUUGUGGACCCGGACACGUGGACACCCGAAGAGGUGAUACCAAAGAGGCUUCGAGAGAAACAAAAGGUGGAGCGGGAGACAGCGGCGCGCAUCUCCGAGGAGAUCGGCAACCUGAUGAAGGAGAUCGAGACGCUGGUGGAGGAGAAGGCGAAGGAGUCUGCAGAAAUGAGCAAGUUCAUCCGAGAAGGUGGCCCCUUGGUGUAUGAGGGAGCCAGCGUCACCAUGAACUCCAAAAGCCUGAACGGGUCUCAGCGCGUGGUGGUGGACGGAGUCCUCUCAGCUGAGGAGUGCCGGGAGCUGCAGAGACUCACCAACGCAGCUGCCUCGGCAGGGGAUGGCUAUCGUGGGAAGACAUCGCCUCACACCCCCAGUGAGACCUUCUACGGUGUCACCGUCCUGAAGGCCCUCAAGCUGGGCCAGGAGGGCAAGGUCCCCCUGCAGAGUGCCCACCUCUACUACAACGUGACGGAGAAGGUGCGGCACAUGAUGGAGUCCUACUUCCGCCUGGAGGUCCCGCUCCAUUUCUCCUACUCACACCUGGUGUGCCGCACAGCCAUCGAUGAGAAGCAAGAAGGCCGGAGUGACAACAGCCACGAGGUGCAUGUGGACAACUGCAUCCUCAACGCGGAGGCCCUGGUGUGUGUGAAGGAACCACCAGCCUACACCUUCCGGGAUUACAGUGCCAUCCUCUACCUCAAUGGGGACUUUGAAGGGGGAGCUUUCUACUUCACGGAGCUGGAUGCCAAGACGCAGACUGCAGAGGUGCAGCCCCAGUGUGGCCGUGCCGUGGGCUUCUCCUCUGGCUCAGAGAACCCCCACGGGGUGAAGGCUGUGACCAAAGGCCAACGCUGUGCCAUUGCCCUCUGGUUCACCCUGGACCCACGGCACAGUGAGCGGGAGCGCGUGCAGGCGGACGAUUUGGUGAAGAUGCUUUUCAGGACGGAAGAGGUGGAUUUGCUGCAGGAGACGAGCGCGGAGCAGGAGCCAACGGCUGCCACCAGCACUGCUGGCUUGCAUGCAGCAGGGAAGGACGAACUGUGACAAUCCUCAUGCAGGGUCCCAGCCCUGCCAGGGCCAGCACCACCAGCUCCACACCAUUUGGGACACAGCUGCAGCCACGCGGCUUUGGCUGCUCAGCCCCGGGCUGCAGGCUGGGCCCUACUUUGUGGUGUGGCAUGGAGAGCUCCAUGGCUCCGAGCGCUGCUGCGGAACUGCCACCAACCUUGAGAUGAGCAGCCAGACUUUGGGGGUGGAUAAGGGUGAGGAACAUGGGGAAAAGGGAGGGAUGUUUUUUAGAGUUGAGGACCCAGUGCCAUGGUAGCAGUGUGGGGCUGGGAGGGCUGGAGCCACACCAAACGUGCCUUUCUGCUUUGCUCUAGCCCACUCCCCACCACGGCUAUUUAAGUGCCUUCUGCAGAGGACUGGUGAAUAAAGGUGUCUUUUCCAAAA
This is a messenger RNA of Gallus gallus (chicken), 2624 nucleotides long. It is a transcript of the gene P3H1, whose product is annotated as prolyl 3-hydroxylase 1. The transcript has 15 exons. Gene Ontology annotation, cellular component: endoplasmic reticulum. NCBI's taxonomy places the organism in Eukaryota, Metazoa, Chordata, Aves, Galliformes, Phasianidae. Gene Ontology annotation, molecular function: procollagen-proline 3-dioxygenase activity; iron ion binding; L-ascorbic acid binding. The record is from RefSeq and is marked provisional. The coding region runs from base 39 to 2216 and encodes 725 amino acids. Gene Ontology annotation, biological process: collagen metabolic process.